This is a messenger RNA of Papaver somniferum (opium poppy), 872 nucleotides long. RefSeq names its product DNA-directed RNA polymerases II, IV and V subunit 6A-like. Gene Ontology annotation, cellular component: RNA polymerase I complex; nucleus; RNA polymerase II, core complex. The record is from RefSeq and is a predicted model, not a curated record. Gene Ontology annotation, biological process: DNA-templated transcription. The coding region runs from base 121 to 636 and encodes 171 amino acids. Gene Ontology annotation, molecular function: DNA-directed RNA polymerase activity; DNA binding. The transcript is spliced from 6 exons. Lineage: Eukaryota; Viridiplantae; Streptophyta; Magnoliopsida; Ranunculales; Papaveraceae.
AGAGAAAAUAACCCCAUUUCGCUCACAAAAGCUAGGGUUUAAGAGGAAGAGCUACAGAGACGAAGAACACCUAAUACCAGAACACAGACUCUUCGUCUUCAAACAACAUCAUCAUCAUCAAUGGCGGACGAUGAUAAUGAUAUGGGUGAUAUGGGAUACGAGGAUGAACCAGUUGAGGAUAUUAUGGAAGGAGAAGAAGAGGAGGUUGAGAAUAACAAUGAGGAUGAGGCUGCUGAGCAAGUGGUUUUAGAAGGUGAAGAGAAAGAGGAAGCUGAACCAGUUAAAAAAGAUCGGAAGACGUCUAAGUUUAUGACCAAGUAUGAACGAGCAAGAAUUCUUGGUACCCGCGCUCUGCAGAUUAGCAUGAAUGCACCAGUGAUGGUUGAGCUGGAGGGGGAGACUGAUCCACUUGAGAUUGCCAUGAAAGAACUCCGGGCCCGCAAGAUACCUUUCACCAUCCGUCGCUACUUGCCUGAUGGAAGUUAUGAAGAUUGGGGAGUUGAUGAGCUGAUCGUUGAAGACUCUUGGAAGAGACAAGUUGGCAGCAAUCACAAUGAUCAUUCGAUCAAUCUGGGGUUCUCUGUCACACUGGCAGCAAUAUGUUCCGUUCUCUUGGUCUGUUAUGUCUCUAGAUAAAAAUUUUUUUGAAGCAUUAGAAUGCCGUUUGUUAUGUAAAUACUGUUGGAAUUCCGGCUUCAUAAUCAAUAUACUUAAUGCAUAAACAAGAUUAUAUAGAACUCGUAUGCUGAAAUCACAAUACACCCUAGUAUUUGCAUGUUGUACAACAUCUGAAAGAGGUACGGAAUCAAUCAUUACUUCAUGUCAUUAGCCGAACAUAAUUUCUGAUAAUUGCACAAUCAACACUUUAGUUA